AUGGUAUUAGUGUCCACUUUGGCGGCGAUGUUCAAACACGGGCGCACUUUUCACACACCGGCGGCCACAGCGGCGGCCAAAAGCCGGGGCCGAUCGCCGGCCGCACCGCACGUCUCGCCGUUCACGACGUCGCCCACAGACCCGCUGGCCGUCAGUCCCACGCCAUCCGAUCUGCCGGACGGCGUCUGUUAUAUCCGUCAGACGCCGAACAGUAUCUACCGUCCGGUCACUCAUCGGUCGGCGACUGUCGUGAAAAAGCGCGACCCAUCGCCCGGCAAAAGCCUCCGAUUCGCCGAACCCCUCGUGUCGGCCACCAGACGGGCGGACCCGACGCGGGCCAAGUCGUCCGAACGCAUCGACAGGCCGUGUCGGUCGCGACAGCAUCUCAAUCGGCCGCUCAUCAAACCCACCGACACUCCCGAUGGCGGCAAUGAUUGCGCCCACAAAACGGUCGUCAAGAGUCCGGCCACUAGUCAAACGUCACCAAUAUUCGCGUCCAGUGAUGUCUUCGGUGGCGAUUGUAACGCAUCGGCGGUUAAACCCCUUAACAAUUGCGUUCGUUCGAAGAGUGUGUCCCGCGAGUCGACCCCCGAUUCCGGCCGAUCCGCGUCACCGCCCGAACCCAAGACUUUGGUGAAGACCGCUAUUAACGUACCGAACAAAACAGUCCAUAAAUCAUCGGUACUGACGCCGACCGACGGCUCACACAUUCACCGAAAGACGCUAACGAUUCCGUUGCAAACACUGGACCGAAAGGGAGACCCGAAUCGUCUGUCUGUUAACGUGAACGUCGCGGUCGGCCUCCAGUGCGAUGACGAGAAAGUGCGGCACUCUUUGGCUAAAAAGGCUUUCGAGCAACAGAUGGGUCACCACAUGAUCUCAUCGAUGUCUGACGACUCGGGCUCAGACACGUCAUCAGUGGUGAGACACGAAACCAGUGACGAAGUGGACUACAAUGUGGCGCAAUCGGUGAGCGGAUCCGCUAUUCAAGUGGCCAUACGUUUGCGUCCGUUCCUGAAGAACGAUCGCUCGGAUGAGCCGGUGAUCGAGAUGUCCGGCAAUACCGUCCGUAUUAUCAAUUCGGAUAACGAUAAAUACAAUCGACUGGAAUUUGGCUUUGAUUACACACUGAACUCGUCGGACAGGGAUCUGUUCGACUUCGCCGAUCAGGACAAGGUGUUCGUCGAAAUGGGCCGACCAUUGCUGGAGCGGGCGAUCGAGGGCUACAACGUAUGUAUGUUUGCUUACGGCCAGACCGGGAGCGGCAAGAGUUUCACAAUGACGGGCACGGAAUCCAAUUUGGGUGUCAUUCCUCGCUUUGUGCGCGAACUCUUCAAACGCAUCCAAACCCUAUCCGACACUGUAUUCUCUGUUGACGUCAGUUAUUGCGAGAUCUAUAACGAGAAGAUCUACGACCUCUUGUCCGACGAUAAGCUCAUCAAUAAGAAGACACUUCGCAUCCGAGAGCACCCGCAGUCGGGCCCAUACGUGGAGCACUUGUCCCAGCAUUCGGUCACUACAUAUAGCGAAGCGAUGGAUCUCUUAACGAGAGGGACCAGACGUCGGGCCACGGCUUCUACGGCUGCCAACGAACAGAGCAGUCGUUCCCACUCUAUAUUCACUAUAGUAUUGUCACAAUUGCGAAGUACGGGAGACAUCGAGGGUCUGGAUCACGACGUGAGCUCGUGUUGCGGGUCGCGCAUCAAUCUGAUUGAUUUGGCCGGCAGUGAACGCGUCGGUAUCGCCGGCACAAGCGGUGAAAGGCUCAAAGAGGGUUCGCUUAUCAACACAUCACUACUUAAUUUGGGAAAAGUGAUCACAAAGUUGUCCCAAUUGGGCCGAAAUCGGCAUAAAGUGGCGCACAUUCCGUAUAGGGAUUCAAUACUGACAUACCUUCUGAAGGACAGUUUGGGCGGCAAUUCGCGCACAUCAAUGAUCGCAACCAUAAGUCCCGCUAAAUGUCAUUUGGAGGAGACGUUGAGUACAUUGAGAUACGCGGCCUGUGCUCGAGAAAUAGUCAAUUACGUGCACAUCAAUGAAGAUCCCAAGAAUCGCAGAAUUCGAGAGCUCAUGGAAGAGAUCGAGUAUCUCAAGAGUCAGCGCGCGAAUGGACAGCUCGUACCGCACGUCACACUCCGUGGUAAGCCGUCUGACCAAAGCGUGGAGAGCGUCGAAAGCGUUGAGCCCAAAGUGAUCCCGACCUACAGUAUUGGGACCAACACUUCGUUUGUCGAGAGCCGUCGUAUGAGUACGAAAGGCACCGAGACUUCGGUCACCCGAACCCAGACCUGCAGUAUAGCCACCAAUACUUCGUUC
This is a messenger RNA of Medioppia subpectinata, 2316 nucleotides long. NCBI's taxonomy places the organism in Eukaryota, Metazoa, Arthropoda, Arachnida, Sarcoptiformes, Oppiidae. The record is from the annotation of a GenBank genome assembly.